This is a messenger RNA of Aspergillus heteromorphus CBS 117.55, 1522 nucleotides long. RefSeq names its product chitobiosyldiphosphodolichol beta-1,4 mannosyltransferase. Gene Ontology annotation, cellular component: endoplasmic reticulum. The transcript is spliced from 3 exons. Bases 103 to 1473 code for a protein of 456 amino acids. NCBI's taxonomy places the organism in Eukaryota, Fungi, Ascomycota, Eurotiomycetes, Eurotiales, Aspergillaceae. Gene Ontology annotation, molecular function: mannosyltransferase activity. The record is from RefSeq and is a predicted model, not a curated record.
CAGCCAUUGUCCUGCCAUGGUGACCUGCCAAUACCCAUGAUGCUGCGGAAUCUGACUCCCUAAUCCCUAACUACCAAUCCCCGACCUCCUACCGUCUACACCAUGCUCGACUCACUCAUCACCGUCGCCUUCUGCAUCUCCACCGCCUUCACGCUACUCAUCUUCCUUCUCCCCUCCCAAUACGCAUCGAAGCGUUCCUCCGACCCUAAUGCCCCCAAAACAACCGCCCAGAUUCUCGUGCUAGGUGAUAUCGGGCGCAGUCCGCGCAUGCAGUAUCAUGCGCUUAGCGUCGCGAAACACGGCGGACAGGUGGAGAUUAUCGGGUAUCAUGAAUCCGAAGUACAUCCCGAGAUCGCCUCCCAUCCGCGCAUAUCCAUCGUGCCUCUGCCCCCGCACCCGGCCUGCCUGCAGACCAGCAACAAGAUCCUGUUCCUCCUGUUCGGGCCGCUGAAGGUGCUGUUCCAGAUUGGCUGUUUGUGGUGGACGCUGGCGUAUCGGACAAAAGCUGUGAAAUGGGUGAUCGUCCAGAACCCCCCCUCCAUACCCACGUUGGCCAUCGCGUCCCUCGUCUGCUUCCUCCGCCACACGAACCUGCUCAUCGACUGGCACAACUUCGGAUACACCAUCCUGGCCCUCAAGCUCGGAGACGCCCAUCCCCUGGUUAGAUUGUCCAAGUGGUACGAGAAGAAGUUUGGGCAGUACGCCACGGCACACCUAUGUGUGACCAAUGCCAUGGCCACAGUGCUGAAGGAGGAAUUCGGCCUGCGCGCCCCCAUCCUCCCGCUACACGACCGCCCCGCAGACCAUUUCCAGCCUAUUCUCGACGAUGACGUGCGCCGGGAGUUCCUCCUCUUGCUGCCGGAGACGGAAUCCGUUCGCCCGCUCAUCCAAUCCAACGACCUCCGCGUCCUGGUCAGUUCGACCUCGUGGACCGCCGACGAGGACUUCUCGCUGCUCAUCGACGCACUCGUCCGCUACUCCAACCUCGCGGAGACCAUGAACCCUGACCUUCCUCCCGUUCUGGCUAUCAUCACCGGCAAAGGCCCCCAGAAGGAGAUGUAUCUGAACCAGAUCGCCGAGCUCGAAAAAGCCGGAAAGCUCAGAAAAGCGACCAUCCGAACUGCCUGGCUGACGAUGCAAGACUAUGCGCGGCUGCUGGCAUCCGCGGCUCUGGGCGUCAGUCUGCACACCAGUAGCAGCGGCGUUGAUCUGCCAAUGAAAGUCGUCGAUAUGUUCGGCGCGGGCCUGCCGGUCGUCGGCUGGAACCGGUUCCCGGCGUGGCCGGAGCUGGUCACGGAAGGUCGCAACGGGCGGGGCUUCGGAAGCGCCGAGGAGCUGGUCGACCAGCUUGUCGAGCUUUUCGGGGAUUCCUCGAAACUCGAGACCCUCCGUGCUGGUGCGCGCGAGGAGAGUUCUCGUCGGUGGGACGGCGAGUGGGACCCUGUUGCGGGCAAGUUGCUCGGGCUGAUAUAGACCAGAUGCCGUGUAAGAUACCAAGCGUUAAAACAAGAACAUAUUCCAU